CGCAGUAGACAAUAGCCCAGCUCUACCGGUGGACUCAUUUCUGUGUUAACUGUAAGUUUGUUGGAAACAAAUCGGUAAAAUAUCUUCCCAAAUUCAUGGCUCUAGUGUCGGUGCUGGAUUAUGAGCAGCGUGCAUUCGAGAAGAUCCCGCGCAAUGCGCUCGAUUACUAUCGCAGUGGUGCAGGAAAUGAGCUGUCCAUGGGCCUGAAUCGAUCCUGCUUCGAUCGGUUACGCAUAAGGCCGCGCAUGCUGCAGGGCAGUGCCGAGCGGGAUCUAUCGUGUACCGUGUUCGGUGAGCGGUUCACGAUGCCGAUCGGCAUUUCACCAACCGCUAUGCAACGGAUGGCACAUCCUGAGGGUGAGGUAGCGAAUGCCCGGGCGGCCGCUAGCCGCGGUGUAGCCUUUACGCUCAGCACCAUCAGCACCAGCUCGAUCGAGGAGGUAGCGGAUGCAACUCGCGGUUCGGUCAAGUGGUUCCAGCUUUACAUCUACCGCGACCGGAAGCUUACGGGGUCGUUGGUGCGCCGUGCUGAGAAGGCCGGUUUUCGUGCCAUUGUCCUGACGGUUGAUGCACCCUUGUUCGGUUUGCGUCGAGCCGAUUUGCGCAACAAGUUUUCACUUCCGGAACAUCUAACUAUGGCCAAUUUCGUGGGAAAAGCAGCGACCAGUGUACGUAGCCAGGGAGGUUCGGGGAUCAAUGAGUACAUUGCCGAGCAGCUCGAUCCGGCCUUAUCGUGGGACGACGUUAAAUGGUUGCUCUCCUUCACCAAGCUUCCGGUCAUUGUAAAGGGAAUACUGACGCGAGAAGAUGCCCUGAUCGCCGCCAACCUGGGUGUUCAGGGAAUUUUUGUUUCUAACCACGGGGCGCGCCAAGUGGAUUCUGUUCCAGCGUCGAUCGAAGCGCUACCGGAGAUAGUGAAAGCAGUCGGUGAUCGAGUUGAGGUGUUCCUUGAUGGCGGCAUUACGCAGGGUACGGACGUGUUCAAGGCUCUCGCGCUCGGGGCACGAAUGGUUUUCUUUGGACGUCCAGCGGUGUGGGGAUUGGCCGUAGAUGGACAGCGGGGUGUGGAGAGCAUAUUGGAUAUACUGCGAAAAGAGCUGGACCUCACGAUGGCCCUCGCUGGUUGCCGUACGAUCAAGGAUAUCACAUCCAAUUACGUGGUGCACGAGUCCUUCUACAGUAAACUGUAAAAAAACCGAGUAAAUUGUGAACUAAAACAGGAAAAGAAACAGUGAAAUAUAUUACCAAAAACUAAACUUUCAAACUGUUGAA
This is a messenger RNA of Anopheles aquasalis, 1272 nucleotides long. RefSeq names its product Hydroxyacid oxidase (gene Hao). NCBI's taxonomy places the organism in Eukaryota, Metazoa, Arthropoda, Insecta, Diptera, Culicidae. The record is from RefSeq and is a predicted model, not a curated record. Gene Ontology annotation, cellular component: peroxisomal matrix. Gene Ontology annotation, biological process: fatty acid alpha-oxidation. Gene Ontology annotation, molecular function: FMN binding; (S)-2-hydroxy-acid oxidase activity.